Molecule: messenger RNA, 1542 nt
Organism: Oppiella nova
Lineage: Eukaryota; Metazoa; Arthropoda; Arachnida; Sarcoptiformes; Oppiidae
Source: the annotation of a GenBank genome assembly
AGUGCAUGUAAUGUAUGGAUGGAUUGAAUGCAAUGAUGUGUUGGUCCCUCUUAUAUCCCUUUCCUUUUCCUCUCCAAACGUGUCUCACAUUUGUUGCCAAAGACUGAUUGUCUUUAGAUCUAACCAUCCCUUCAAUUAACCGCUAAUUUUUUGGCAAAACUGAUGGCCACCGAAGAGUGGACAGAAAGCACGGCUGUGGCCCAAGUGGGCGAACCCGUGGAGAUCAAGCUGUUUGGCCGCUGGAGUUCAAGUGAUGUUCAGGUGUCGGACAUCUCUCUCACUGAUUACAUCGCAGUGAAGGAGAAGUACGCGCGAUAUCUGCCGCACAGUGCGGGCCGGUAUGCGUCGAAGCGGUUCCGUAAGGCUCAGUGUCCUAUCGUUGAGCGCCUGACCAACUCAAUGCAAAUGCAUGGACGCAAUAACGGCAAGAAACUGCUGGCCGUCCGGAUCGUGAAACACGCCUUCGAGAUCAUCCAUUUGCUAACCAAUGAGAAUCCGCUGCAGAUAUUGGUCAACGCCAUCAUCAAUAGCGGUCCGCGUGAGGACUCGACUCGUAUUGGACGCGCGGGAACUGUACGUCGACAGGCCGUGGAUGUGUCUCCCCUGAGACGCGUGAAUCUGGCCAUUUGGUUGCUCUGCACCGGCGCUCGAGAGGCCGCCUUCAGAAACAUCAAGACUAUCGCCGAGUGUUUGGCCGACGAACUGAUUAACGCCGCGAAGGGCUCGUCCAACAGUUAUGCCAUCAAAAAGAAGGACGAAUUGGAAAGAGUGAUCCCGGGCGCCACCUUUUGCUUGGGUUGUUGGCAGGUCUCCAGAAGACAAUGGAAACUCAAUCUUAUCGACCGCUUGGAACAACUUGUUCGGCAACCGGCCAUUGAUUUACCACAAGAGUUAGUUUUGGAUGAAUUGAAUGGCUUGGAGUACAGGAAAGUGAAACUCAGAGGAAGGUUUGACAACUCGAUGGAAAUGUUUAUAAGUCCGCGAUGUCUACUUAAACCACAAGAAGAGAAAAGUGGAUCCGUUUUUAGCGUUCAGUCGAAAGACUCGUUUGGCGUUUGGGUGAUCACACCGUUUGUGGUGAAAGACAGAGACGCGAGAAUACUUGUGAACCGCGGAUGGAUUCCGAGGUCUAAAUUGGAUCCAAAGUCGAGACUAAACGGACAGACAGAUGAAGAGAUAGAGUUGACUGGUGUGGUCCGCACCACAGAAAAAAGACAACCGUUUGGUCUCAAGAACGACAACAACUCCAAUGUGUGGCACUUCAGAGAUGUGGACGCAUUGGCCCAAAGACUCGACGCUUUGCCCUUUAUUUUGGACGCCGACUACAAGAGCACAACACCCGGCGGUCCCAUCGGUGGCCAGACCCGAGUGUCGCUCAGGAAUGAACACAUGUCUUACAUCAUCACUUGGUAUGACUUUGUGAGACAUUGGCUGCUCAUGUCGGCAGUGGUGAGGGUAGUCGAGGGGUUGUGCGGGCAUUGCAUUCGGUUGUCUCAUAGUGUGUCUCAUAGCGAGUGCAUUGAAUGCAUUGAAAUGGAGUGA